Molecule: messenger RNA, 616 nt
Organism: Pelobates fuscus (common spadefoot toad)
Lineage: Eukaryota; Metazoa; Chordata; Amphibia; Anura; Pelobatidae
Product: cornifelin homolog
Exons: 4
Coding region: 44-373 (109 amino acids)
Source: RefSeq, a predicted model, not a curated record
CACAGCAUCUUCACGUAUUGACACCUCCACAGCACAAGUCAAAAUGUCUUACCCAAUCAGCGCUCAGCCUCAGGGUACUCAGAUGUAUGCCACUAGCAGUGAAUGGAAUUCUGAUGUGUUUGACUGCUGUCAAGACAUGGGCAUCUGUCUAUGUGGAACAUUUCUUCCUUGUAUCUUGGCCUGUAGAGUUGCUUCAGAUCUCGGAGAGUGCUGCUGUCUACCUUACCUUGGUGUCACCAUUGUCGCCAUGCGCACAGCAAUCCGAGAACGCUAUCGCAUUUCCGGCAGUAUUUGUCAUGACUGCAUGUGCCUCACAUUCUGCGGAGCAUGCACUAUGUGUCAGAUGGCUCGGGAACUGAAAGCAAGAAUCUAAAGAUUACAAAAAAUACAUCUGCAAUGGAAUGCACAGCAAUACUCACUCGGAUCAUUAAUAUACGCAUGGACAAUGACAUUCCCUCUUCAUGAUAUAACACUAGAGAUGAUAACGUCCAUAUACAACAACAAUGUAAUUCCGGAGCAUACUGUAAAUGCUAUAUUGUUACUAAUUACAGUUUACAAUCAUGUAUUACAAAUGUAUAUAUAUAUAUAUAUAUAUAUAUAUAUAUAUAUAUAUAUA